AGAUGACACACUUGGGUAAUGAUACGAGAUUUUAGAAGAUGUUAUUUUGUGUGUUGAAUAGUGAGAGAAAAUAGUAUAUUUAUGUUAUUGUGAGAGAUAAUUUUUUUCAAAAAGUGAAAUGUGAUACCUUUUAUGGGACAACCUAAAAAAGAAAGUGUCACGUCUAUUAUGAGACGGAGGGAGUAUUAGUUAUGGCUGUAAAUUAGUAUUACCCUAACGAUCACUCUUUUACUAGAGUGUAUUAUUCAUAGCUCCUUGAUCACUAAAGAACAUCCAGUAUUUGUUUUAUCCUUCUUGAACGUUCAAGCGAGCAUCUCUCGCCGAUGUGGAGAUGUUGACAGCCGAUUCUCCCGCCUGCAAGACUCGCAACUUGUGUUCUGGGCUCACACCAACUACAUUUGCUCUGAGUAUUUAACACAUUAAUACCUUCAACUAAAGAAGUGGUAUGCAUUUCGAUUAAAAAGAGCUUUAAAUUUGUGAAUUUCAAAAAAGUUAAGAAGAAUACAAAAUUCAUGUAAUUUGAAAAUAAGGAAAUGACAAAAAAUGAAGUUCUUAUAAUCCAUUCAUUUCUGAAAUGUAUGAACAUUUGGUUUGAUACAGAUUUUAAUGCAUAAUUGGUAAAGUAAGAAAGAAAUAAAUAGAAUUUUUUUUUUAAAUAUUGUUAGUGGAGAAUAAAUCUCACCUCAUUAAAGAGAAAAAGAGUUUCCAAAUUAGAAUGUUCAUAUAUUUUAGGAACGGACUAAAAAGGAAAUAGUUCAUAUUUUUAAAUGACUAAUAGAGUAUUUAGGUAGACAACAGUAAAAAAGAUUUGGUCGCGAUUAUUGACAUUGAUUUUCCUCACCAUUAUAUUUUUCUCCCAAACACAAAGUACAUAAGAGGGCUAAAGCCCAUAAACAGAACCCAACCCAACCCGUUCUCACAGGCCCAAAUUCCACACUCGAAAAUUGCUUAGGGUUUAUUCAAAUCUAGUUGUAUUAAACACAUCUCUGCAAAAGUUUCAGACUUCUUCAGCUGCGUAGCUUCUUACAAUGGUGCACGUUAGUUUCUACCGCAACUAUGGUAAGACAUUCAAGAAGCCUCGUCGGCCUUAUGAGAAGGAGCGAUUGGAUGCGGAGCUCAAGCUUGUUGGGGAGUAUGGGCUCAGGUGCAAGAGGGAGCUUUGGAGGGUGCAAUACGCUCUGAGUCGCAUCCGAAACAAUGCUAGGAACCUUCUCACCCUUGAUGAGAAGGAUCCCCGGCGUAUCUUUGAAGGUGAGGCCCUUCUUCGUAGGAUGAACAGGUAUGGGCUUUUGGAUGAAAGCCAAAACAAACUCGAUUACGUGCUGUCCCUCACUGUGGAGAACUUUCUCGAACGCCGCCUUCAGACCCUUGUGUUCAAGGCUGGAAUGGCCAAGUCGAUUCAUCAUGCCCGUGUGCUCAUCAGACAGAGGCAUAUUAGGGUGGGAAGACAAGUUGUUAAUGUGGCGUCCUUUCUGGUGAGAGUCGAUUCACAGAAACAUAUAGACUUCUCUCUGACUAGUCCCUUUGGUGGUGGCCGUGCUGGUAGAGUCAAGCGAAAGAAUCAGAAAGCUGCAGCCAAGAAGGCUGGUGGUGGUGAUGAAGAAGAUGAUGAAGAAUAAGCGUAUUGUUUGUAACUUUUCAUUGUUCUUUAUGAAUGAAUGCCUCUUGUUUUCUUUUAUGAUGCUCUGCCUCGCUGUUUGUCAUUUCUUUCUUAGUAUGAGAUUUUAACAAACAUUUUUUGUUGUUUAAGUUGCAAGAAUGAGAAUGAAAAUGAACAUGAUAUUUCCAGCUCUUAA
This is a messenger RNA of Salvia splendens (bonfire salvia), 1796 nucleotides long. RefSeq names its product 40S ribosomal protein S9-2-like. The transcript has 3 exons. Gene Ontology annotation, molecular function: structural constituent of ribosome; rRNA binding. Gene Ontology annotation, cellular component: cytosolic small ribosomal subunit. Gene Ontology annotation, biological process: translation; ribosomal small subunit biogenesis. The coding region runs from base 1029 to 1619 and encodes 196 amino acids. The record is from RefSeq and is a predicted model, not a curated record. Lineage: Eukaryota; Viridiplantae; Streptophyta; Magnoliopsida; Lamiales; Lamiaceae.